Molecule: messenger RNA, 876 nt
Organism: Bacillus rossius redtenbacheri
Lineage: Eukaryota; Metazoa; Arthropoda; Insecta; Phasmatodea; Bacillidae
Product: hemocyte protein-glutamine gamma-glutamyltransferase-like
Exons: 5
Coding region: 1-876 (291 amino acids)
Biological process (GO): peptide cross-linking
Molecular function (GO): protein-glutamine gamma-glutamyltransferase activity
Source: RefSeq, a predicted model, not a curated record
AUGUCGCUGGAUCUCACGGACCAGAAGCGGAGCGGACACUUCGAGGCGCCAAUCUGCUGCGGGGAAUGCAAACAAACUGGACGAAGCGUCGCCGGGUUUCCCGGAGCGCGGCCACCCCGGAUUCCUCCGGGAGAGGGGGGAAGCGCGAGACGGACGGUUCCCAGAGCCCGCCGCUAUUUCGGGAGCCACACAGGGCCUGGCCCCUGCGCUCGAGGGGGUCGUCUCGUCGGCGCGCCGGCCGUCGAAGGAUCCUGCUCCAGGGACGUCGCGAGGACAGCCGGCGUGUACGUGGCGAGCGAACGCGCGGUCGAGCCGUGGGGAAGGCAGCAUCGCCAGGCGGGAGGAGAGGGCACCAUGUGGCGCCCGCUGCAGGUGGACGGCGCGCGGCUGUACCCGCUGGAGAACUCGAGGCGCCACCACGCCGACCGCUUCGAGGUGGUGCGCGCCGAGAAGCCGAGUGUGGUGCUGCGGCGCGGCCAGGAGUUCGACCUGCUGGUGCGGUUCCGCGAGCGCGCGCACGACGUGUCCAAGGACGCGCUGCAGCUGGUCUUCAGCUUCGGUUCCAAGCCCGACCCUGUCAGAGGAACCAGAAGAAUACUCGUAUCAGGUAGCACCUUCUACAGAAACCAAGACAACUGGGACGCGAAAAUGAUCACCAAGGAUGAGAACUCAAUCAAGCUAGAGGUUCGCAGCCCGCCAGACGCCCCUGUGGGCGAGUGGAGGCUGCGUAUAGAGGCCAGGCUGAAGAUACAGCCCAGAGCCCCGCCUGCUACCUACAACUACCCUGACGCCAUCUACUUGCUGUUUAACCCCUGGGCUAAGGGUGAGCUUCGCAUGGUCACCCAGUGUACUGGACAUCACACUUUAUCCUGUUAG